This is a messenger RNA of Paramecium primaurelia, 1712 nucleotides long. NCBI's taxonomy places the organism in Eukaryota, Ciliophora, Oligohymenophorea, Peniculida, Parameciidae. The record is from the annotation of a GenBank genome assembly.
AUGAGUAGUUCAGAAAUACAAUCAGAUUCUGAAGAUCUAAUUUAAGGUUAAAAAGAUUUCGAUUUCUAUGCUGAUCUCUUAAAUCCUGCUGAAAAAUUAAGAAAAAGAAUUCAAUAAUCAACAUAAAAACAAAUUACUAAAUUAGUCAAAUCAGCUAAAAAAAAUGAAAAGUAAUAAAAGAAAACUAAACAAAUAAUUUAAAAGAUUAAAAAUGAAGAUUUAUAAGAAAAUAAUUAACCAUAAUAUGAUCCAAAAAUAUUUGCUACUAAUACUGAUUUCCAAUAAUUAAAACUUAAUAAAUCAUUGAUUAAAGCUUGUCAUGAAUAAGGAUACAAAUAUCCUACUCAAAUUUAAGCAUAAAUUAUUCCAUUAGUUUUAGCAGGUAAAGAUGUUUUAGCAAGUUCUUGUACAGGUUCUGGAAAAACUGCAGCAUUUUUAUUACCAUUAAUGUAAAGAUUUGGAAACACUAAAAGUUAAAAAUAUUCAAAAGCUUUAAUUGUAUUGCCUACAAGAGAAUUAGCAUUAUAAUGUUAUGAAAUGUUUUAAAAAUUAAAUUAAUUUUCAAAUUCUACUGCUGCCCUUGUAAUUGGAGCUGUUCCUAUUUAAUAAUAAGAAGCAGAAUUAAGAAGAUAUCCUGACAUAAUUAUUGCUACUCCAGGAAGAAUAGUUGAUUUAAUGAAAAAUUCAUUUAGUAUUGAUUUAUCAAGGUAAUUGAUUAUCACAUUAUAUUAAAUAGUAUAGAAGUACUUGUUUUAGAUGAAGCUGAUAGAUUAAUGGAAAUGGGAUUUGAAGCAGAAAUUAAAGAAAUAUUAUAAUAAACACCUAGAGAUAGAUAAACUGUUUUAGUAAGUGCUACAUUGAAAGCUACUGUUAAAUAACUUUCAUUAUUGGCUCUACAUAAACCAGUUAAAGUUAGUGUUGAUUAUGUUGAUGGUUUAGCUUAUGGUUUAAAGUAAUAUAUACUUAGAAUAGAUUCUGAUGAUGAAAAAGAUAGAGAAGCUACGUAAAUUAAUAUAUAUAAAUUAAAUUAGACUUCUUGCUUUAUUGUAAAAGAAAUUUACUGAAAAAACUAUUAUAUUUGUUAGAACUAAACAUGAUUGUCAUAGAUUAUAAAUUCUUUUAGGUUUAAAAGAUUUAAGUUGUUGUGAAUUACAUGGAAAUUUAACAUAAUAAUAAAGAAUUUAAGCUUAUGAAGAUUUUAAAGUAUUUUAUUAAAUUUUAUUAUAUUUAAGGAAGGAAAAUACUAGUAUUUAUUAGCUACUGAUCUUGCUGCAAGAGGAUUAGAUAUUGCUAAUGUUAAAGCUGUUAUUAAUUAUGAAAUUCCUUAUGAAACAUCAAGAUAUAUUCAUAGAGUUGGUAGAACUGCUAGAAUUGGAAAUCAAGGUGUUUCUGUGACAAUCUGUUUAAAAAGAGAAGUUUCUUAAUUUAAAUAAAUGAUUAAAGAAUCUAAAUAAAAGUUAUUUAAAUUAAAUUUCAAUCUAGAAUCUAUUAAUGAAAUUAAAUAAGAACUUAAAUAAUUAGAAUCUAAAAUUAAAAAGAUUAUUAAAGAAGAAGUAUUUGAAAAAGAAAUUCAUUAAACUGAAAUUUUAGCAUAAAGAGCAUAAAAUCUAAUAUAACAUAGAGUUGAAAUUAUGAGGAAACCUAAAAAAGAAUGGAUUUAAUCAGCAUAAUAAAAGAAACUAAGAAAUCAAAUAUAAGAGGAAGAUAAUUGA